AUGUCGUCCGUACACGACACCGACCUCUCGGACAGCAUCUCGAUUAUCUCGACGAUCGAGUCCGAGGACGCCUCGUCCGAUUUCGAGCUCGUCGACUUUGACGACGAUCCGCGUCCGCAGCCUCCCUCCUCAACCCACUCGAUCGCUCCCAGCGUCGUCUCGGACGACCAAAGCGCCCCUCCCAGUCCAGCGCUGCACGAGUCCCGCUUCCACUUUCCUGACCCCGCCGCCAUCUUUAGCGAGGCCAACCUCGACUCCAGCUCGAUCUGCACCAUCGCCUCUCCCGCGCAGCCUGAACCGUUCAGCUUGCCUCCUCCCGCACAGCGCGUACAACUCGAGGCCGAAUCGCUCGAGCCUGAAUCCAUCAAGUCCGAGUCCUUCGAGCCCGAACUCCUCGAGCCCACGACGCCCAAAGUGGAGCAGCUCCGCCAUGGAAUCCAAGCCACCAGUCUUCAAGCUGCUCCUGACCGCGUUCAAACCUCCCACGACCCCUUCUUUGGCGAAUCUAAACGCACGCGUGCAUCGCUACUUCAUCUGAGGCGGACCGCUCUGGCCUCUCCCAAGACUACCUGCCUCCUCAUGUUGCUCGCUGCCGUACUCCUCGGCGUCCCCUUCCAUUCAAACUCGCUUCUGCCUGGCUGGCGCACGUCCGACAUUCAGAUCAAUGCUACGCAGUCCCAAUCCACAGCCAAAUUCGUCACUCCAGCUGCACAGGCCCCUUCCAGCGAGAGCUCGCUCGCGACCUCUCAGCCUCCACACUGGCUCGCCAAGCCCCUCGUCGCUCUGCCUUCGACCUCGGCGCCCGCAUCCAUCGCAACCGUCAGCGACAAGCGCUCCAGGUCCAAGCGCGAAUCCACCGCGCUGCAGCCACCCGUGACCACCCCGAAAGCCUUGAACCUCGCUCCACAAGCGCACAGUGGAUCGAGCGCCAAACCAUCCUCCAAUGGUGCUUGCAAAGUCGCAAGGCAGAGGGCGCGACGUCGCAGCAACCCGCUGGCGCCGCUGGCUUCGCGGGUGGCCUAUGUCCCCGUGGAUCGUCCCGUCUUCCCGAUGCUCUCGGACGCCUCUUCCCUUGCCGACGCCACCACGGCCUCGUGGGACUACUGGAUCGAACAGCUCGACAGCUACUACCACGUCGUACUCAGGCCUUCCAUCAUCGAAGCGCGACUACAGGCUGUGCACGCAGCUCAACAUGCCCGUCGUUUCCACGAAGAAAUCGUCCUUCCGGCCUUGCAAAAGCACGCCGUCGGCACUGCGCAUCGCACCGCCGAUCAAGCAUCCAAGGCGGCCAAGCGAGCCCAUCGCUAUCACCAGCAGCACGUCGUCCCCGCGCUGUCCAACUUGCAAAAGCACACCGUCCGCACCGCUCACCACACCGCAGAAUGGACCGCACAGUACAACCGAGACCAGCUCCGCCCGGCGCUCGCCUUUAUGCAGCAGCAAACCAUCGAGACGGCACGCAAGUCGGCCAACUACCAGCGCACCGUCGUCGGCCCCGCCCUGGUGCAGCUGGGCGCUCACUCGAUCGAGGCAGCCAAGACCACCUCGCACGGACUCAACAAGGCGGCCAAGCGCUUCUCGCUCGAGGCGGCCCAGACGGUCAAGCACGUCAGGCACGCCACCAACAUCAACCUCGAGGCGCUCGGCGUAGAUCAGUACGUCGGAUUCCUCAAAUCCACCUGGAAGGACCUCACCCACCAGCUCGCCUUCUGCCCCCACCACAAACAGGCGUGCGAGCCGUGCGACUGUGCCGGCGGCGCUUCUUCGCCUCUUGGCACUUGUCCCUCUCGUUAG
This is a messenger RNA of Moesziomyces aphidis, 1794 nucleotides long. The record is from the annotation of a GenBank genome assembly. NCBI's taxonomy places the organism in Eukaryota, Fungi, Basidiomycota, Ustilaginomycetes, Ustilaginales, Ustilaginaceae.